CAGGAUGGCCACAGUCCUUCACUUCUAUGUUCGUCCCUCUGGCCACGAGGGGGCAGCUUCCGGACACACUCGAAGGAAGCUGCAAGGGAAACUGCCAGAGCUGCAAGGUGUCAAGACUGAGCUGUGCUACAAUGUGAACUGGACAGCUGAGAUGCCCCCAAGCCAUGAGGAGCUGAAGAAACUGACCUGGCUGUUCGGCUGCCCCUUGUUAUUGGAUGAUGUUGCCCAGGAGUCCUGGCUCCUUCCUGCCUCUAGUGACCUGCUGCUGGAGGUUGGACCCAGGCUGAACUUUUCCACCCCAACAUCCACCAAUAUUGUGUCAGUGUGCUGGUCUGCUGGGCUAAGGGCUGUGGAUCGAGUGGAGAUUACUCGGCGCUACCUGCUCUCGUUUGCCCACCCUCUUUCACCUGAAGCGGAGGCCAUUGCUCUGGCUACUCUGCAUGACCGGAUGACAGAGCAGCACUUCCACCACCCCAUCCAGAGCUUCUCCCUGGGGAGCAAGCCUGCUCCUCUUAAUGGUCCCAUUAACAUUCUGGCUGAGGGCCGGCUGGCCUUGGAGAGAGCCAACCAGGAGCUGGGUCUAGCACUAGACCCUUGGGACCUGGAUUUCUACACCAAGCGCUUUCAGGAACUGCAGAGGAACCCUAGCACCGUGGAGGCCUUUGACUUGGCUCAGUCCAAUAGUGAGCACAGUCGACACUGGUUCUUCAAGGGCAAACUCCAUGUGGAUGGGCAGGAGCUGGCCCAUUCCCUGUUUGAGUCCAUCAUGAGCACCCAAGCAUCCUCCAAUCCCAACAAUGUCCUCAAGUUCUGUGACAACAGCAGUGCAAUCCAGGGGAAGAAAGUUCAGUUCCUGCGCCCCAGGGACCCCACACGGCCAAGCUGCUUCCUGCAGCAACAGGGUUUAAGACACGUUGUCUUCACAGCAGAGACCCACAACUUUCCUACAGGAGUAUCUCCCUUCAGUGGUGCAACCACAGGCACUGGCGGCCGGAUCCGAGAUGUCCAGUGCACAGGCCGAGGGGCCCAUGUGGUGGCUGGCACUGCUGGCUAUUGCUUUGGAAAUCUGAACAUCCCAGGUUACAGUCUGCCUUGGGAGGAUCCCAGUUUUGUGUAUCCUGAGAAUUUUGCCCGGCCCCUGGAGGUAGCCAUUGAGGCCAGUAAUGGAGCUUCUGACUAUGGCAACAAGUUUGGGGAACCAGUGCUGGCUGGCUUCUCCCGCUCUUUGGGCCUCCUGCUCCCAGAUGGACAGCGGCGUGAGUGGAUCAAACCUAUCAUGUUUAGUGGGGGCAUUGGAUCCAUGGAAGCUGAGCACGUGAGCAAGGAGCCCCCGGAGUCAGGCAUGGAUGUCGUCAAGGUUGGCGGUCCCGUCUACAGGAUUGGACUUGGUGGUGGCGCUGCUUCAUCUGUGCAGGUGCAGGGGGACAAUGCCAGCGACCUGGACUUUGGGGCUGUGCAACGAGGAGACCCAGAGAUGGAACAGAAGAUGAACCGUGUGAUUCGGGCUUGUGUGGAGGCUCCUGGAGGAAACCCCAUCUGCAGCCUCCAUGACCAGGGUGCCGGGGGCAAUGGCAAUGUCCUGAAGGAGCUGAGUGAUCCGGCUGGAGCUGUCAUUUAUACCAGCCGCUUCCAGCUGGGAGACCCAACCCUGAAUGCCCUAGAAAUCUGGGGUGCUGAGUACCAGGAGUCAAAUGCCCUUCUGCUGAGGACCCCCCACCGGGACUUCUUGAAUUGUGUCAGCGCCCGGGAACGUUGCCCAGCUUGCUUUGUGGGCACCAUCUCUGGAGACAGGAGAAUAGUGUUGGUGGAUGAUCGGGAAUGUCCUGUGGGAAGUAAUGGCAGUGGUGAUGCCCCUCUGGCACCCCCUCCCACCCCCGUAGACCUGGAGCUGGAUUGGGUGCUGGGCAAGAUGCCACAGAAGGAAUUCUUCCUCCAGAGGAACCCUCCUUUGCUGCAGCAGUUGGCCUUGCCCCCAGGGCUGAGUGUACUCCAGGCGCUGGAGCGGGUUCUUAGGUUGCCUGCCGUGGCCAGCAAGCGCUACCUUACCAACAAGGUGGACCGUUCUGUAGGUGGCCUGGUGGCCCAGCAGCAGUGUGUUGGCCCCUUGCACACUCCUCUGGCAGACGUGGCAGUUGUGGCCCUGAGUCACCAAGACACUGUUGGGGCUGCCACUGCUCUGGGAGAGCAACCAAUCAAGAGCUUGCUGGACCCGAAGGUCGCCGCUAGAUUGGCUGUGACCGAAGCCCUCACCAACCUGGUAUUUGCUCUGGUCACUGACCUCCGGGAUGUAAAGUGCAGCGGAAACUGGAUGUGGGCAGCCAAGCUCCCCGGGGAGGGCGCGGCUCUGGCUGACGCCUGUGAGGCGAUGGUAGCACUGAUGGCAGCUCUUGGGGUAGCAGUGGAUGGUGGCAAGGACUCCCUCAGCAUGGCUGCCCGAGUGGGCUCAGAGAUUGUACAGGCUCCUGGGUCCCUGGUCAUCUCAGCCUAUGCUGUCUGUCCAGACAUUACUGCCACUGUUACUCCGGACCUCAAGCAUCCAGGAGGGAGAGGCCAUCUGGUCUAUGUACCUCUGAGCCCUGGGCAGCACCGGCUGGGGGGCACAGCUCUGGCCCAGUGCUUCUCCCAGCUUGGCGAGCAGCCUCCCAACCUGGACCUCCCAGACAACUUGGUACAAGCCUUCAACGUUACCCAGGGGUUGCUACGAGACCGUCUCCUCUGCUCAGGCCAUGAUGUCAGUGAUGGGGGCCUCAUCACUUGCCUACUCGAGAUGGCCUUUGCUGGGAAUUGUGGGAUAGUGGUGGACGUGCCUGCCUUUGGAGUUGAUGCACUGCCUGUACUGUUUGCUGAGGAACCAGGCCUGGUGCUGGAGGUGCAGGACCCAGCCCUGGCCCAGGUGCUGAAGCGUUACCAGGAUGCUGGCCUCCAUUGCCUGAAACUGGGCCACACCGGCGACGCUGGGCCCCACGCCAUGGUCCAGGUGUCUGUGAAUGGGCUUCGGGUUCUGGAGGAGCCUCUGGGGCAGCUGCGAGCCCUCUGGGAGGAGACGAGUUUCCAGCUAGAUCGCCUGCAGGCUGAUCCGCACUGUGUGGCAGAGGAAGAACGGGGGCUGAGGGAGCGACUGGGGCCCACCUACCACCUGCCCCCCAACUUUCCCAAGGCUUCUGUGCCCCGCGAGCCUGGUGGUCCUGCCCCCCGAGUCGCCAUCUUGCGUGAAGAGGGCAGUAAUGGAGACCGGGAGAUGGCUGAUGCUUUCCACCUGGCAGGGUUUGAGGUGUGGGAUGUGACCAUGCAGGACCUGUGCUCUGGGGCCAUUGGGCUGGACACCUUCCGCGGUGUGGCCUUCGUGGGUGGCUUCAGCUAUGCAGAUGUCCUGGGCUCUGCCAAAGGGUGGGCAGCUGCCGUGAUCUUUCAUCCAAAAGCCGGGGCUGAGUUGAGGCGCUUCCGUAAACGGCCAGACACUUUCAGCCUGGGCGUGUGUAAUGGCUGUCAACUGCUGGCAUUGCUGGGCUGGGUGGGAGGAGACCCCCAUGGCGAGACGGGGGGUGUGGAGCACAGCUCCUGGCCAGCCCAGCCAGGUCUCCUGCUGCGCCACAACCUGUCUGGGCGUUUUGAGUCUCGCUGGGCUAGUGUGCGUGUGGGACCUGGCCCGGCCCUGAUGCUUCGAGGAAUGGAGGGCGCUGUGCUGCCUGUGUGGAGUGCACACGGGGAAGGUUUCAUGGCUUUCUCCUCUCCAGAACUCCAAGCCCAGAUUGAAGCCAAGGGCUUAGCUCCACUGCACUGGGUGGAUGAUGCUGGGAAUCCCACGGAACAAUACCCCUUGAAUCCCAAUGGAUCCCCAGGGGGUGUGGCUGGCAUCUGCUCUGCUGACGGCCGCCACCUGGCUCUCAUGCCGCACCCCGAGCGGGCUGUGAGGCCUUGGCAGUGGGCCUGGAGGCCGCCCCCGUUCGACACUCUGACCACCUCUCCCUGGCUCCAGCUCUUCAUCAAUGCCCGAAAGUGGACCCAGGAGGGAGGUUGCUGAGAAGGCCAGGGAGACUCGCCUAGUGUGUGCCUGGGAAGGCUGCUGCCCGCUUUUGGCAUCUCCAGAAGCAUCCUAUUUUAUUUCCAAAUGUGUCUUGGACAGAUAAGGACGAUAAUGCCCUCCCCAACAACAACAACAAAAUCUAGAUCUGUUCAUCCACUGACUUUUUCCUUACACCAAGGGGCCCACUUUCAGUUCUGC
Messenger RNA from Sorex fumeus (smoky shrew), 4222 nucleotides. RefSeq names its product phosphoribosylformylglycinamidine synthase (gene PFAS). Lineage: Eukaryota; Metazoa; Chordata; Mammalia; Eulipotyphla; Soricidae. Gene Ontology annotation, biological process: 'de novo' IMP biosynthetic process. The record is from RefSeq and is a predicted model, not a curated record. Bases 5 to 4021 code for a protein of 1338 amino acids. The transcript is spliced from 27 exons. Gene Ontology annotation, molecular function: phosphoribosylformylglycinamidine synthase activity.